AAGGGAAUAAAAGCAGGCUGCCGGAGUAGACCGUUGUAAUUUGUUUUGGUCUGUUUCACGUUGUGGUGGCCUUGUUUUUUGCCGUUCGCUGCUUGGGUCUGCAUUUUGUUUUAUUAGGUGUAACACUGUGAGGGUCUGUAGUUUCACUCUUGAGGCCAGCCAGGCCACGAACCCACCUGGAGAAACAAACAGGUCCAGAUAUACCGCUUUAAGAGCUAUAACUGUCAUUGCAGAGGUCUGCAGUUUUACUUCUGAAGCUAGCCAGUCGACGAACCCACCAGAAGGAACAAACGCCAAACACGUCCGACUAUCAGAAGGAACAAACUCCGGACACAGCAUUUUUUAGAACUAACGCCCUGAGGGUCUGCAGCUUCAUUCUAGAAUCAUGCCAAGAACUCACAAAUUUCUGACAGGUUGUUUUUCCGCAGGAGGUUGCGGGAAGACGUACAAGGAAGGGUCGGGAUGGUGCUUGAGGGGGUCAGAGCUACACCCAAGGCUGCAUUCUGAUCAGAGACACCUAAGUUACUGCAAAGUCGGAGACACCAGAAAGGAAGACUCCCAAGGUAUGCAGAGAGGAGUGGAGGCAAACGGGAUAGACUGGCCCUCCCGCCCGGGAUCCCGCGUCCCGGGCAACGGAGACCCGGGCACACGCCACUUGCUUGCUGGGAGGCUCCUUACAAGUUACGUAGAGGGGGAGCUUUUUCUGGCCACACUUGGGUUAUCCUUGUUCUCCCUUCCCCACACUGUCGCAGAGGAGGAAGACGUGUUGGCCGCUUUUAAGAGCUAAAACGAAUGCCGAGGCUCUAAGUGGCUCUGGGGUCCAGGCUCGCCGGAGGCACCAGCGUGUGCAGACCCGGAGCGCCGUCUUCUGGGCGAGGAGUGUCAUUAGUAACACUUUGUUGCAGAUAGACGAAAGAAAAAUUGACGCUUCGGAGAUGGGGAUGCCCGAGGAGGAAGAGAGAAGAGCGAUUAGGGCCUUAAACCUCACACCCGAACAGAUUCGGCCGGAGUUACUGAGCGGCAGGCUCUCUUGAUGGAGAUGGGUGCUUUCAGACUUAAGACGUGAAAACAAAGAUCAGCCACUCAUGAACGAACUCAAGGCUCACUGAGAUGCAACUGCUGUGAAGAAGUGGGUGCAGGGUGAGAGGUCUGUCUGCCUCCUUAGAAGGACCACUGUGGCUUGUGCAGAGAUCCGAAGUUUGUUCUCAUUACAAUGGGGACGGUGGCUGAUUUAGGUUCCAGGCAGAAUGGAAUUGGGUGCCCUGGAAGCCUGAGGUAGAUUUGGUACUAUGGAGGGUGCACUUGCUGAUAUGAAGUUUUAUUUUAUACAAAUCCUGGAGAAGCUAAAUGAGGCCAUGUCAGUGUUGCCAGAAGACAUGAGAAUCAUGCCAGAUCUCUGUGGCUUAACAUUGGAACAUAGUGUUCUGGAGGCUGGGAAGUUCAAGAUCAAGGUACCAGCAAAUUUCAUUACCUGGUGCCCCAUAAUGGCACACAGCUUUACUCAGCAAGCCCUGCCAGCUUCCAAGCCCCAGGAUACUGACCUGUACCAGCACAUGGGGCAGCAUUACCUCCCCAACAGUGUGGAGAAGAGAACAUUUCACCACUGGGUGAUGAGAGUAGACAGUGACUCUUGGCUUCUCAAUGCUUGGAGAGCAUGAUUGGAGACCUUUCAUUGUUCUAUUAGAAAAGUCCAUGAAGAAGCUGUGAACAGGAUCAGUCCAGAGGAGAAAAACUCUUAUUUUCUCUGUCCAAACAUCAGUCAAUACAUUGGGAGAGCCAGCAGAAUCCCUCGCCCUAGCCUUGCCUCUUGAGCACGCUGCACAUGAACACUUCAGUGGGGUGAGCGUUCAGCUCCUAAAGGGCCAUGUUCCUCUUUCCUGUGGUCUGUCCAGAAAGCCCAAAUAUCUCAAAGAGUUUUUCUUCACUUAUUGCAUUGUUCUGUCUAUUUUGUUACCCAAUAUAAGGAUUGGCACAUUGGAUAUUAUUUCAUCAGUCAUUAAAGCAUUAAGCUCAACUUUAGAUUCCAUGAGGCCAGAAUGAUCUGCAGAAUCCACCAGAAAAACAAUCUCAUUAAUUGCUUGGAGAUAAUUUUUUCAAACCUGACAUGCUUGCUUGUGUCCACCAAGAUCAAGAGUUGUAAAAGUCAUUCCAGCAAUUAUUAGCUUUUCUGAUGUCGGAUGUAGUGUUGGAACAUGUUGACCCAAUCUGUCAUCUUUGAGCAUGUGAAGAAGAGUGGUUUUGCCUGCGUUGUCCAAACCCAAAAAUACAAGUUUUCCAAAUUUCUUGUAGAGUCCUAGGAACUGGAGCACACUGCCGAAGCCAUUGUAGAUCCACUCAAAGAGGAAAGACAUUAUUCAUGCUUAUUAUGGCCUGAAGGGCUCCUCCAGCAAUGGUGGGUGGCCCAGGCCCUCCCUCAGAGCACACCCCAAAUAUUUUCAAAUAUGAAAACCUACUUACUCUUUAGAGGUAAGGAAGGUACUUUAAAAAAAUUUAUUUUAUUUUAUUUAAGUUCUGGGAUACAUGUGUGGGAUGUGCAGGUUUGUUACAUAAGUAAACGUGUGCCAUGGUGGUUUGCUGCACCUAUCAACCCAUCACGUAUGUAUUAAGCCCAGCAUGCAUUAGCUAUUUUUCCUGAUGUUCUCCCUCCCCUCUCCACCCCCAGACAGGCCCCACUGUGUGUUGUUCUCCUCCCUGUAUCCAUGUUUUCUCAUUGCUCAGCUCAUCAUUCCAUGAGUGAAAACAUGCAGGGUUUGGUUUUCUGCAUAAUGGUUCCUGCAUAAUGGCUUCCAGCUCCAUCCAUGUCCCUGCAAAGGACAUGAUCUUGUUCUAAAGGUACUUCAAAAAAAGUACUUUAUAGGGUUGCCACUCACUCUAUAAAGCUGUGAAACUUUGUUCUCUGUACAGAUAAUAGAGUUGAAAUUUCUUGGUAAGGGUCAUUAUAGCAAUUCCUUAGUGGGUAUGCUUCCCUCUAACUUCCUUGCCAUAAUAAAAUGAAAUGAUAAAUUUUGGCACCUGUUAUUUAUAAUGGACUCAGAUCUAAGAGAAGCCAAGGAAACUGAAUCUGCCUUAACAAUUUUAUAAAAAUUUCCUUGGAUCACAAGGGGGAAAUUAAGAUUAUUAUUUUAGGUGCCAAGAUCUAAUUUUCUUUUAUUUAUAGUUUUUCUCAAGAUAUUAUUUCUUUAGAUUUCUGCUAUCAUAGAGCCAUAAUAAUCCUAGUUCCACAUACAGACAAAAGAAGUCUUCAAUAAUUUCUUCCACAAUAACCCAACACAGUAUAGACUUUUUACCUUCCAUUGACUACAUUAAAGUUCCUCAUUUUAUUUAAACCAUAAAAACAUUGUGUCAAGAAGAUAUUAACAUACAUUAAUGUUAUUUAAACAUGAUUAAAAAUCAUGGAAUCUGGAAUUUUGAAAAUAUGGGUCCUGAAAACUUUUGGCCAUGGGCUUGUUUUUAAAGUAAUUGCUUUUUUCACCCAUGCUUCACAAUUAGCAGCAGAUCUAGCAAUCUGGAUCCUUCUAGCCAAGUUCACACCGAUCAUCUCAGGCUUGUUCUUUGCUCCCACUUUUGUUUUCAUCAUUUGCUGCAUUCUAUAACUAUAUUCAGCUUCUGGUCCUUUAUUUUUUAAAACAAUAUUUAAUUGACAAUAAAGAUUGUAUAUAUUCAA
Messenger RNA from Pan troglodytes (chimpanzee), 3664 nucleotides. RefSeq lists its product as uncharacterized. The record is from RefSeq and is a predicted model, not a curated record. The transcript is spliced from 4 exons. NCBI's taxonomy places the organism in Eukaryota, Metazoa, Chordata, Mammalia, Primates, Hominidae. Bases 1290 to 1658 code for a protein of 122 amino acids.